CGACGACCAACUCGAACUCCUCCCUUUCCGCCAUGUCUUCCAGCCUGCAUUCUGUAGAGAAGGAAGGACCGGUCGACAAAGACGAGCAGGUUCUUGCGCGCGUCUCAUCGGCUCAGAAGACUAACGAUGUGGCUGUCGCCACUGUCAAUGCGUCGGAGGAAUACUCAGAGGCGGACUUCGAGCGCAUUCGAAGGAAGCAGGACUGGAUCUUAAUGCCUCUCAUGUGGAUAGCCUACGGUAUCCAGCAAGUCGACAAGACUGGCCUUUCUACUCAGGCCACAUUUGGCAUCAAGACCGACACGCAUAUGGUCGGUAACGACUAUGCAUGGUUGACCACGAUUUUCUACAUCUUCUUCCUUUUCGGUGAAUUUCCUGGAAAUUGGUUCAUGCAAAGGUACUCUGUGGGAAAGACACUCGCUGUCAGCAUGUUUGCCUGGGGUGUCAUCGUGUUCUGUACAGCUGCCGCAAAAAACUGGACAGACCUUAUGAUCAUGCGCGCCUUGCAGGGCUUCACAGAGAGCAUCGUCAGUCCCGCGUUCCUGCUCAUCACCGGUCUGUCAUACCGUAAAGAGGAACAUGCGAUGCGCGUGCUCAUCUGGGGCACCGCCAACUACGGUUUUGCUGUCAUCGUCUCCCUGAUCAACUAUGGGAUCGGGACUGCGGCACAGAAGCAUCCCUCAGGCCUCGCUGCGUGGAAGGGAAUGAGCAUAUUCCUUGGCGCUCUGACCAUCAUCGUCUCUGUGGCAUCCUACUUCUUCCUGGGUACCCCACGCGAGGUUCGCUGGCUCACGGCUGAAGAGAAGAAGAUUCAAGCCGCUCGUGUUGCCCACAACAACACUGGCUCCGAUGCUCAGAAGCGCACUCAGUGGAAGUGGUCACAGGUCACGGAAGCCUUCUUAGACCCGCAGCUAUACUUCUUCUUCUUCGUGACUGUCAGCAAUGCGAUUCCGACGGGUGGUGUCAACACGUUCGGCAAUAUCAUAUUCGUCAGCCUUGGGUUCUCCGCACUCGACACUCUUGUCAAGGGAACACUCCCCCAGAAUGUUCUCGGCGUCUUCUGGUUCAUCCUCGCCGGAUGGGUGCUUUCGAGAUUCAAGCAUAUGCGAUUCUACUGGAUCAUGAUAUCUAUCGUUCCAGCGUUCAUUGGAAUGCUAGUCCUCUCCCUCGUCCCGACAACCUCUGGUAAUCUCUGGGCCAAGUGGGGAGCGUACUUCAUUACGAUCACCGGCCAAAUCUGUGGUGCUCUUGUCUGGAGUAUGCUCAGUACAAACGUCGCAGGCCGCACGAAGAAGAGUGUCGUCUCCAUCGUCAUCUUCUGCGCCUACUGCUUCGGUAAUGCCAUCGGCGCGCAGGUUUUCCAAGACAGAUGGGCCCCAGCAUACCGGCCGAGUACUAUCAUCCUGGCUAUCAUGUUUGCCCUCGAGUUCGUUCUCAUGGGCGUAUGGCGCGUCUACUACGUCAUGAAGAACAAGCGGCGAGCCACGAAGCUAGAUGCGCGAGGAGUCUCGCCAGAGGAGCGUGUUCGACUAGGAUCCCUCAUGGGCGAGACGGAUGCGACUGAUCUUGAGAACGAGUAUUUCAUUUAUGAUUACUAGAGUGGUCUUGUUUUGCUUUGCUUUGUUUUGAUCAUCACAUUUCUCGUCUUUAAG
Stereum hirsutum FP-91666 SS1 is the source of this 1649-nucleotide messenger RNA. RefSeq names its product MFS general substrate transporter. Gene Ontology annotation, biological process: transmembrane transport. Gene Ontology annotation, molecular function: transmembrane transporter activity. The transcript has 21 exons. Gene Ontology annotation, cellular component: membrane. Bases 33 to 1595 code for a protein of 520 amino acids. NCBI's taxonomy places the organism in Eukaryota, Fungi, Basidiomycota, Agaricomycetes, Russulales, Stereaceae. The record is from RefSeq and is a predicted model, not a curated record.